Molecule: messenger RNA, 1718 nt
Organism: Rhopalosiphum padi (bird cherry-oat aphid)
Lineage: Eukaryota; Metazoa; Arthropoda; Insecta; Hemiptera; Aphididae
Product: E3 ubiquitin-protein ligase RNF181-like
Exons: 4
Coding region: 215-664 (149 amino acids)
Molecular function (GO): zinc ion binding
Source: RefSeq, a predicted model, not a curated record
AAAGAAAAUAGCCAAAAGAGGUUAAUAGUUUAUGAGUCAAUCAUGACUUAUUAGUUAUUAUUAAUUUUAACUGAAAUAAAAAUUCCUUAUUGCGUACCUCCUUUUACUAUUAGUUACUACUUUUCAACCUAUUUGUCAUAAUUUUAUUCGUCUGUCAUUUUGUAAUUUAUAUAGAGUAUCGUAGAACUUAUAAAUUUCUUCAACAAUUCAAGUUAUGGCAAGCUAUUUUGAUGAACUUCACGUUGAAGAAGAUGAAAUGCCUACUGUUCGUAUAGAACGGCUAACGAGAGAAACGUUUAGAAUGCUUUUUGAUCACGAUCCAGCGCGAUAUGGUGAUAUGAUCAAUUUUCAAAACACACCUCCUGCAUCUAAAUCAGAAAUAGAAAAACUUAGUGCACCUUCAUUUGAGGAACUAAUAGAUGAACAAUGUCGAAUCUGUUUAUGUCAAUAUGAAUUGAAUGAUAAAGCACUAAAUAUGCCAUGUAGUCAUAUAUUUCAUGAAAACUGUUUAAAAACAUGGCUGGAAAAAAGUAAUUUUUGUCCACUUUGUAAGUUUGAAUUAAAGACUGAUAAUGAAAUCUAUGAAUUGUAUAAGCAAGAGUUAAAAAAUCGCCAAUCAAGAGAAGAUAACAUUGCCCAACUUCAUGAAUCUAUGUUUUCAUAAAAAUUAUAAUAUACAAACAAUAAUCAUUCAUAGUGUGUAUAACAUAGGUACUUAUUUUAUAUAGUACAGUUAAUACAAACAUUUUACAUUAGUUAAGUGGUUAAAAAAUGAAAUUUUGUGAUUUUAAUAGGAACAUUCAAAACUAAUUUUAACAUUAAACAUUAAACUUUUCCUUAUAAUAAUCCAGAUUAUCAACUCAUAACUAUUUCUAACUUUUUUUUAGAAAAUCUCAUUUCAAAUUAAGUUUAGUUUUAAAUUUUUAUUUUUUACUAAGAACUAUAUUUUAUUCUAUAAAUUUGUUUCUAUAUUAUUAUAAUAUUAUUAUUAUUAUUAUUAAUAAAUUACUUUUUUUUUUAUUUAUUUUAAACUACCUAUUAUUUCUAGGAAGACAAAUUGCAUUCAUCAUUGUUCUCAAUAAUUUUGCUACAAAUUAUAAAUUAAAUUAAGCUAUCUAUUAUUUACUGUUUGAUUAUUUCCAUUUUAUAUUAAUAGUCUAGCAUUGGCAUACAUAAUUUUUUUUUUUGUAAAUGUAUUCAUCUGAGUAAUUAAAAAUAUUGAUAAUAAAUUAAAAUGAAGAAAAUUAUAUGAUGUAACUAUUAUAAAAGAAAAUAGUAUGUAAGUUGUAUGUAAGCUGUGAGCAAAGCUGUGCAAAUUAGUCAUUUUUUUCAACUAGUUUAAGUUAUGUUACUUUAAUAUAAAAACAAACUAAGUUAAAAUAGAAAUUGGUUUCUGAAAUUUUUCAAAUUUCUAACUUAGUUAUUUAGAAGUAAGUUUGGUGAAAAUACUAACUUAAGUAAGAAUAAAAGUUAGAAGUUAGUUUUUUUUGUUUAAAAUAUACUACAUUAUAUUUUAAAGAAAACCAGUUUUGAGUAUUGCUUAAGAUUAUACAUCUUUAAAACAAAGACAAUUUAAUUUUUAAAGUGAAGUUAAUAAAAGCUGUAUUUUAAAUUGUAUAUUGUAUCUAUAUCUUAUUUAGUAUUUCAAUACCUAUGAUUGUAUAAUAUAUUGAUAAAUGAUAAUAAAUAUUAAUAAAAGUAAUUAAGUAAAAACAUUA